Molecule: messenger RNA, 5230 nt
Organism: Branchiostoma belcheri (Belcher's lancelet)
Lineage: Eukaryota; Metazoa; Chordata; Leptocardii; Amphioxiformes; Branchiostomatidae
Product: eukaryotic peptide chain release factor GTP-binding subunit ERF3A-like
Biological process (GO): translation
Cellular component (GO): translation release factor complex
Molecular function (GO): translation release factor activity; GTP binding; GTPase activity
Source: RefSeq, a predicted model, not a curated record
CACGUGCGCACAUGCGUGGUACGCACCAGAUGACGUCACGCCGGCACACGAGGUUGUGUCGUGAGUUCUCCUGUAGCCUCACAGAAGGCAACGUUUCUACUUAAAUUCCGCGGUUUUACGCCCAACAUGGACCCAGCGAACGGACAGUACCAAGAGCCCGAUUCUUGGGAGCAAGUAGCGGACUCAGGACCGGCAAACACCGAGGCACCGCUACAAAUUCAGAAGCCUUUUUCCAGCUUGAACAUCAAUGCCCCGGAUUUCGUACCAUCUUGGUUGACAAAGACCUCCCCAUCCCAGGAACAGCAGCCAGAUGCAGCGUCCCCGACAGCAGGGUCAACAGACAACGCCAUGGACGCGGAGACUGCAGCAGGAGGAGACACACAAGAACCCAUGGACGACCCAGAACCACCCCCAGCAGAGCCUAAGCCUGGGACUCUGGAUGACAUGGCGGCAGCCAAUGGGGAGUUAGGAGAAGAAGAAGAGGAAGGGGAGCCCAUGGAGGAAGAGGAGGAGGAGGAUGAAGAGGAAGAAGCUGCCAAGGCAACUGCAGCCGUCAAGAAGAAGACCCAAGAACCGACCGAACCCUCCGCACCACUCAAGGAACACAUCAAUGUCAUCUUCAUCGGCCAUGUUGAUGCUGGAAAGUCGACAAUUGGUGGCCAGAUCAUGUAUCUGACUGGUAUGGUGGACAAAAGGACGCUGGAGAAAUACGAGAGAGAAGCAAAAGAGAAGAACAGAGAAACUUGGUACCUGUCAUGGGCGCUGGACACCAACCUGGAAGAAAGGGAGAAAGGCAAGACAGUGGAAGUAGGGAGAGCGUACUUCGAGACAGAGAGAAGGCACUUCACCAUCCUCGACGCUCCUGGACACAAAAGCUUCGUGCCCAACAUGAUCUGUGGAGCCUCACAAGCUGACAUAGCUAUUCUGGUGAUUUCUGCUCGGAGAGGGGAGUUUGAGACGGGAUUUGAGAGAGGCGGACAGACGAGAGAGCAUGCCAUGCUGGUGAAGACGGCAGGAGUCAAGCACAUAGUUGUAGUUAUCAACAAAAUGGACGAUCCCACGGUCGAAUGGAGUCAAGCAAGGUAUGAAGAAUGCAAGGAGAAACUUAUCCCAUUCCUGAAGAAAGUUGGCUUCAACCCCAAGAAGGAUCUCUACUUUAUUCCCGUAUCGGGAUACACUGGUGCCAACCUGAAAAUACCAGACAGAGAGAUCUGUCCCUGGUACAGUGGUCCACCCCUUAUCCAGUACCUAGAUGAAUUGCAAAGCAUUGACAGAAGGGUGGACGGCCCCAUCCGAGUGCCUAUCACAGACAGAUACAAGGACAUGGGCACGGUGGCACUGGGCAAACUGGAGUCAGGAACUCUGGCCAGAGGCAUGCAGCUAGUACUCAUGCCAAACAAGACAAGCGUAGAAAUCCUGGCCCUCCAGUCAGAUGAGAAUGAAGUGGAAAGUGCCAUUCCCGGGGAGAACCUGAAGCUGAGGCUCAAGGGUAUCGAGGAAGAGGACAUCAUCCCAGGUUUCGUGUUGUGUUCACCAGAGAAUGUGUGCAACACGGGGAGGAUUUUUGAUGCUCAGGUGGUGAUCCUGGAACACAAGUCCAUCAUCUGUGCCGGCUACAGCUGUGUUAUGCACUGUCAUGCCUGCGUGGAGGAGGUGCAGUUCAAGCUAUUGCUAGCGUUGGUGGACAGGAAGACUGGCAAGGUGGACAAGACAAAGCCAAGGCCACGGUUUAUCAAGCAGGACAACAUUGUGAUUGCCCGGUUGGAGACCACGGGAGUCAUCUGCAUCGAAACCUUCAAGGACUUCCCCCAAAUGGGCCGCUUCACUCUACGAGAUGAAGGUAAAACCAUUGCUGUUGGCAAGGUGCUGAAGCUGUUGGAAUAAGAGGUGACCCCAGACAACCCAGAGCUUGAGACAUCCGGUCAAGCAAGAGGACUCUCAAUCCUUCCACUCUUCAUUGGGCCGGGGCUUCAAGCCACUCCGAGAUUUUAAUAGGCUCGGGGCCUGGCCUUCGUUUAAGUUUCACGUCACAAAAUCAUCUCUUGAAUAUAGGCUAAUGUAAGGAAGGAUGGUUCUGAAAUUCUUCCACGUUAAAGAUAGUGAUCAGCACAGAACCGCCCAGUAAAAUAGUGAGUGUAAAAGCAGCGCGCCAUAAUGUUGUAUAGCUUGGACAGAAGGGGAGUGUUAAACAAGCCUUUAUAGUGGAAAGAUAGAGAGAAUUCUAUAUGGUGGCUUUUCAACUUUGGCUGUAACUUGGUGGAUGUGUUGACUGCCUCCUAGUAGCUUCUUACACACCCAGGUAUAGCUUGUGUACAGGUCCUCUGUACAUACUUAGAAGACAUUCAUAAUUUUUUUUUCAAUGAAAGCUAUUACCUCGUAGCAAAAGGGCAGAUAUGCUGUCCUUAGUUACCUACAACAGAAGUGAUUUGAUAAGGAAAAUCUUGGAGCAGUCAGCAGUUCCCCUUGUUACCAAAGUUGAAUAGCAUGCCGACUAAAGAAAAAAAAACAAAGUUACCUUCAGUGUUUUCCUGUAACUUGCAGUUCCCUUGCUUUCUCCACCGACGGCAAAAUGACAAACAUUACAAGUCCUGCGGUCACACAAAGCAGGGAGCUGUUGAGAUGCACAAUAAACAAUGCACUGACCACUUCUGUUACCUCCUCUUAUUAACAAUGCAAUGUGUGGGAGAUGGAUGUUGUGAUUCAUGCUGAACUUCAGCAGCAAAACAAAGACGAUGUUCAGUUUGAUUUACUGUACAUCUACUGGGAAGUGUCUUGGGAAGCAUAGUAUUGACUGUAUAGUUUGGCAUGGCCUAUAUAUCUUAGCCUUCUCAAGUACCACACAUUAAGAAGCAUACACUGACGGAAGGAGUGAUGAAAAUUAACUUAUUUUUAUCCUUUGCAGACAUAUAACAGAUAAAGCUGGAAGAAAAUUUUCAUGAACAAGGCAGUUGUGAAGGGCAAUGUUGUUAGAUCACAUCAUGUGUCUUUUACUCUGCCAUUUUUGUUUUCUUCUCAUUACUUGUGAUUGGAAAGGUGACAUUGAAGCAUAUUUGUGUUUGUUACGAAACAAUAACAUUUGUAAUACUACAGCAAGAGUGAUUUGAGAAAUGCAAGUCCUUGGGAAACACUGAAACCGUUGACGUUGCUGCAUGUAGGUAUAUAUUGGCUAGGGGGGUAGAGUUUGUAUGUGGGUGAAUUUGAAUUUCAACUGAUAUUUCCUAAUCAGAUGUGGAAAUCUGAGUGCUCACGUGUACCAGGCCUGGUGUUGGUAGUGGGGAGACUCUGCAUUCUAGGCCUGACCGAAGCCUGGUAAAUGAAGGUAUACAAAAUGUAUGUGCUACAACAAUCGUUUGUGACAAAUUUCUAUAUAAGUUGGGGUUGGGCUGGGAGGGAGGGGGGGAUGAUAGAAAGGAUUUGUGCAAAUAUUUUGAUAAAUGUAGAAAACAGCAUAUAUUGCCACAUCCUUAGGUUUCCUUGGUUCUUUGUAGGUUUUCUUAGAAAUCAAACAUGAAGCAUGGUGACAUGAAAGUAUUCCAAUGCUGCAUAUUGGAGUACUACAAUAAUACAAGCAGGAUCUAUUUUCAUGUAAUCAGUCUGCUUUAUCUUGAUUCCGAGAAAAGCGAAGAACCAGGGAAAUGAAAUGAUAGUGGCCUUUUGUUAGUGUGAGGAUGUGCAGUGUGAAUGAAAGCAUGGUAUUGGGCCCAUGACUGUGUACCUGACAACACCAUGUAGUUUAUCUAUUGUAAUAGUACACCUUUAUUUACUUUUCAUUACCAAGAGAAGCUCUGUUGGAAAACAUUACAGUCUUCAGAUUGUUGCUGCCUUCUCUUGAGGGACAUCUCCAAGUACAGUGUGUUAGUGUGUGUGUGUGUAUUGCCUUUAAAGCUUUAUACAAAGGUCCUAACAAACAAGUUGAAAAGCACUGAAUUUUUACAUGGCAGGAUGUUAUGUAUCCUUGACAAUGGAAGGGUGAAAGCUGUUGGCAAAAUGAUACUGCCUGGUAACACCGAGAAAUGGAUAGACCUUUUCUUUUCAUGAGGAAAUUUCUGGCACCAUGUUCCUUUUUCAGCACUUACAAAAUGGUGCUGGUUUUGCUUGAAUUCCUUAUGUACGGUAGCAAUACAACAGUAGUACAGGACUAUGAGGGGCUUGCGAUAUUUCUGGAAUUAUGUGGAUGCUACAGCAAGACUUGUUCAGCCUGUGUACGAAUAUAGAACUCACUCCUAGUACUAUGCAUUUAUGAUUUAUCAUGUUACACCUGUUCUAAGUAAAAGUAAUCAAGCUUUAUUCAGAAUGAUGAUGAUUGGUAUGUAAUUAAAUCAAUCUGCCAGCAUAUGUUAUGUAUUUCCUUUGAUAAUUAUAGCAUUCACGCCUGUCCUAAACAAUUGUCAACACACUUUUCAAGUCUGGUGGAUGUACAUGAUGUACACUGUAUGUGUUCUGUUGUAUUUUCCUUCAAAUGGCUUUUGCAGAAAAUGCUGCUAGGCUAAACAUGUCAGACAAUGCCAGACGUUUUUUGAAAGAAGGAAAGACCCUUUCAUUAGAAUACUAGUAUCCACGUCAAAAAUGAUUGCCAUUCUUGGUAAAAUCUCACUGUUUUAAGGGAGAUUCAUUCAAAAACCACUAGUUUAUCACACCCCUAUAUUACAUGUGGAUUCCAUGCAACUUGUGUUGCUCGAACUCCUGAGCCACGGCAUUAUAUUUAUGUGUGUUUGAUCACCAUGAUGAUGAUUCUUUAGUUUAUGUUCUGAUGAUUUUGGUAGUUCAUUCAUGAAGAUAGUUCCUUGAGUGCACUUAGAUACAAGGAAGGCUUUGGAGGAAAAGUAGACAGUUGCUAGACUAGCUGAUGAAGAUGUCAUCUGUAACUUCCCAACAAACUGCCUAGUACUGUGACAUGCGCACCGGUAAGAAUAUGGCAGUUGAUAUACAUAUUUUUAUUUUUCAUGCCCUCCGAAACAGGCUACACUGAAGUGAAGGACCAUGAAAGGCAGAAGAUUCCGUCACUUGCAAUAACUAUCACGAUAUAUCCUGUGUUAAAGUCAUGAAGAAUGUCUGCAUUUAUGAAAUGUUGAGAUCCAUGAUUAUCUACUGGUAUGAAUGAGACCUUAUGUUUGCUUGAUAUUUACUGCUGUUGCCUGAUGCUUGUAAGUCGCUUAUGACCUACAGGGCAUGGAAGUGAGCAAUGAGAAUCACUGUUUUUUUUUUUUAGUAAUAAAAAUGUUUUAAUGCA